AUGACUCUUUCCAUCCAAGAAAUCUCCGACCGGCUGGAGAUAGAUGAUUUGUAUGCACGAUACGUGCACGCUGCGGAUGAAAGAGACAUAGGGUCACUCGAUCAAAUCUUUUCACCGCAUACUUCCUUCGACUGGUCUGCAGGUGGUGGUGGAAAAAUGACAUACGAGGAGGCCAAGCGAGGCCCUGUCUUCACUGGGAAGCUUUUUCCAUGGACUUUCCACAUCUACGCCAAUACUGCCAUUGAUUUUUCCGAUGACAAGCAGACUGCAGUGGUCAAAGUGAAGACAUUGACUCCUCUAGGUCUCAAUGGCCCCGAUGGCACACCAAUGAUGUACCAGAUGAACGGUGUCUAUGUGGACAAACUCGAGAAGACUAUGGACGGCUGGCGCAUUAUCAAUCGCGUGGCGCGUGAAGGGUUUAGUACUGGCUCUGGGGACUUGAUCAAUGGGAUGAUGGGAAUGCUUGAAGCUUCAGGAAAGUCAUUAAGUUGA
Molecule: messenger RNA, 492 nt
Organism: Penicillium cosmopolitanum
Lineage: Eukaryota; Fungi; Ascomycota; Eurotiomycetes; Eurotiales; Aspergillaceae
Product: nuclear transport factor 2 family protein
Exons: 1
Coding region: 1-492 (163 amino acids)
Source: RefSeq, a predicted model, not a curated record